ACCUGGAAGCGAUUUACUUCACGGAUCUUCUCCUGUUCGUGAACAGCGCCAGGCAUUAACAAUGAUGCCUCAUUUUGGACUACUCUUUGAUCUCCUUGUCGCUCCAAUUACUCCUCUAUCAAUUGACUCGAUUAACAUCCAGGAAGAUCGACAGAGUCUUGCUCCAUGGAGUGAUCGUCCAUCCUUACUCUUUGUUCUCCCUUUUGAACUCGUUUUAACGAUGUACUUGUGUGGGUUUCCUCAAGUGCUUAGAAAUCGGAAAGCUUCACCCCCUCUCACGACCUGCCCUCUGCCAUGUAGGUAGCGGUGACGCAGAGGGAUCUAAUGACUUUAGAACCAAUACCUCAAGGCCUUAUAUUCUAUGCCCAAUUCCGUGUGAGCAAAAGCCUG
Mollisia scopiformis is the source of this 390-nucleotide messenger RNA. RefSeq lists its product as uncharacterized. NCBI's taxonomy places the organism in Eukaryota, Fungi, Ascomycota, Leotiomycetes, Helotiales, Mollisiaceae. The record is from RefSeq and is a predicted model, not a curated record. The coding region runs from base 62 to 304 and encodes 80 amino acids. The transcript is spliced from 2 exons.